AGGAAAAAUUUAGGGUGAUUAAAAAGCUGUAAAUAAUAAAAUAUUUUUACAUGGGAUCUUCUCCGCUGCGCCGUCCCUAGUGCCGAUGCUCUCCAGAGCUUCACGGAGAUUCAUCAAGCGCUCCUCCUUCGGAACCGUUGCUCAUUGCUCCGACCACGUCGAUCUCCCGACAAGGCAUCGGAGGUCCGAGCGGAAGCCUCUGGUGACUGGCAUCAACGAGCUCAAGCACCGCGCCAGGCUACAGAGGAAGACGAGGCAGGAUGUGCGUGAGAUCCCCCUUCGCGCACCUGAAAAUGGCCUCUUGGUUAAAUCUCUGAUAUCUGUUGCUCAUUCUGUUCUUUCCGCUCGAUCAAAGGUCUUAUCUUGCGUUUCUAAGAUCGUUGGCAUCAUUCCCUGUUCAUGUUUGCAGAUUGUGUGGAGAGGUUCAUGUGGGGGAGUUUCCCCAUCGGAUUCGAAGCUGUGAGGUGGCCGGAAGUCAUAGUUGGGGGAGAGGAGGAAUUGAGCAUGUCCUUCCUCUUGUGGAAUCCUUUCAUCUCUAUGAUCGAGUGGGCAGGGCUGUGUCGCAUGAGGAGCGGCUUCUUGUUGAUAGGAUCCCCGCCAUUGUUGAGCUUUGUGUGCAAGCUGGUGUUGAUGUUCCUGAAUAUCCAACAAAGAGACGUGUUAUUCCGGUCUAUAACAUUGCUGGAAAAAUGAUAGAUUUUGAGAAGAAGUUUCCAAGAGAUUACUCCAGUGGUAAGGACAUUGAACCAUUUGGAUUUUGGAAAAGAAACAAGAAGGAUGGGCAUAGCAUUCUGCAGCCAUUUCCAAUUGAUGCUGAUCUCAAAGAUAUAGCAGAACAAGGCAUGGAAGCAUGGGAAACAAUGAGAUCAGGUGCUAUAAAGCUCAUGAAGAAAUACGCUGUACAGACAUGCGGGUACUGCCCGGAGGUCCAAGUCGGCCCCAAGGGGUCACCGGGCAAGGAUUUGUCAGGCAUUCAAGCACCAGAUGAGGGAUGGCCAACAUGCAUGGCAGGAAGCUACCAUAGACAAUCUUGUGCCACCAGUAUAUGUAUGGCACAUUCCUGAAAGCAGUCACCAACUUAUCAAUGAACUUAAGAAGUACUAUGGCAAGUUGCCUGCAGCCGUUGAGCUGUUUUCUCAGGCCGGAGCUGCUGUCGGCGCGAACUACGCUGAGGUGAUGAGGGGAGAUGUUACAGUCCCGGAUUUGAGUGAAGAGAAAUGGGUUGUGUGAUUUACUAUUUACAUGUAAACAUCCGAGACAUGUAAUUGUUAGAUGUAAACCAAACAUAUAUAAUUUAAUUUUUGUUAUUCAUAAACUCUUUGAUGUCA
Dioscorea cayenensis subsp. rotundata (Guinea yam) is the source of this 1328-nucleotide messenger RNA. RefSeq names its product APO protein 2, chloroplastic-like. Lineage: Eukaryota; Viridiplantae; Streptophyta; Magnoliopsida; Dioscoreales; Dioscoreaceae. The transcript is spliced from 3 exons. Gene Ontology annotation, molecular function: RNA binding. The coding region runs from base 86 to 463 and encodes 125 amino acids. The record is from RefSeq and is a predicted model, not a curated record.